AUGGUGGACCCAAAAAUGAAAAAAAUUAACAACGGCGAUCUUUCUUUAAAAAACGUUCACGAAGACGUUUUAUUGCAAGGUUUUGUGGCUCACAAACGUAACUUCGGCGGAAUCACCUUCGUGGAUUUGCGCGACCAGUCGGGUCUUGUGCAGUGCGUUUUUCAAAAAGAGCAGGCCAACUUUAGUAGGGAGAGCGUUUUAGAGGUCAGGGGCAAGGUCGUAGCUCGCAAAACGCCUAACCCCAACUUGCAGACGGGACAAAUUGAAGUGGUGGCUGAUUCAGUCCGAGUUAUUUCGGGCGCUAAGCCGCUUCCUUUCGUGGUUGACGACCACUUGCAAGCUAAAGUCGACACUAGACUUAAACACCGCUACUUAGACUUACGUCGACCGGAAAUGCAAGCCAAACUAGUUUUUCGCCACCGCUUAGUCAAAAAUUUCCGCGAUUUUUUAGACGAGCAAGGUUUUGUGGAAAUUGAAACGCCCUACUUAGCCAAAUCAACGCCCGAAGGAGCCCGGGACUUUCUCGUACCUUCGCGUUACCGCGGUAAGUUUUUCGCUUUGCCCCAGUCGCCGCAACUUUAUAAACAACUUUUGAUGGCGAGCGGUUUUGAUCGUUAUUACCAGGUGGCACGGGUUUUUCGCGACGAAGAUAACCGCAAAGACCGCCAACCCGAAUUUACCCAGUUAGACUUGGAAACGACUUACGCCACGCCCGCCAGCAUCAAAGAGCUAAUUGAAAAAAUGCUCCGUGAGGGUUUAACAAAGUUGGGCAUUAAAGUUAAAAUACCUUUUCCGACGCUCAGUUACCACGAAAGUAUUAACAGUUACGGAACCGACCGACCCGAUUGUCGUUUUGAGCUACAUCUCCAAGAUCUGAGCGAUUUUUUCCGGGACAUGGGCCGCUUUGAACUAAAGCCGCCAGCGGUGGCCAAAGCUCUCAGUUUGGCUAAUCAAAUCUCUUCGCCAGUCGAAAAAAUGGUCCGUGAGAUCGCCAAAACUAACCGAGCUCAGCAAUUAGGACCAAAAAUUCAAACUUGUCUCGUGCUGACCGGAGCGCCAUCAGAUGUGAACCAAGCUUUAGGUGCCAUUCGUAACUACUUAGGUGAGGAACUACAACUGGCCGAUCGGCGCCAGUUUUACUUUCUUUGGGUGGAGAAAUUUCCGCUUUUUGAACGCGAACUUAACAGCGCUAACUGGACUAGUUUACACCACCCUUUCACGAUGCCGACCGAUCCAACUGAGUUAGCCAAAGCUGCGCCCGGUGCCAACUUGGCAAGUUUGGAAGGACAAACUUUCGACUUGGUUCUCAACGGCUAUGAAGUCGGGGGCGGAUCAAUUAGGAUUAACGAGCUUGACCUUCAAAAGAAAGUUUUUGAACUGCUCAACUUAAGUCCCGAAGUUGUCAAAGAAAAAUUUGGUUUUUUCCUACGGGCGUUCGAUUACGGCUUNGCGGCGAAGAAGACGGAGUGA
Messenger RNA from Centruroides sculpturatus (bark scorpion), 1470 nucleotides. RefSeq names its product aspartate--tRNA ligase-like (gene AspRS-m). The transcript is spliced from 2 exons. Bases 1 to 1470 code for a protein of 489 amino acids. The record is from RefSeq and is a predicted model, not a curated record. NCBI's taxonomy places the organism in Eukaryota, Metazoa, Arthropoda, Arachnida, Scorpiones, Buthidae. Gene Ontology annotation, biological process: aspartyl-tRNA aminoacylation. Gene Ontology annotation, cellular component: cytoplasm. Gene Ontology annotation, molecular function: ATP binding; aspartate-tRNA ligase activity; nucleic acid binding.